Molecule: messenger RNA, 1437 nt
Organism: Babesia ovata
Lineage: Eukaryota; Apicomplexa; Aconoidasida; Piroplasmida; Babesiidae
Product: tubulin gamma chain
Exons: 5
Coding region: 1-1437 (478 amino acids)
Biological process (GO): meiotic spindle organization; cytoplasmic microtubule organization; mitotic sister chromatid segregation
Cellular component (GO): nucleus; microtubule; cytoplasm
Molecular function (GO): structural constituent of cytoskeleton; GTP binding
Source: RefSeq, a predicted model, not a curated record
AUGCCGAAGGAAAUAAUUACGCUGCAGGUCGGCCAGUGUGGCAACCAGAUAGGCAUAGAAUUCUGGAAGCAGCUCUGCGCGGAGCACGGAAUCGACCAGGACGGACGACUCAUAGGCAACGCCAAGGAUCAUCAGGACCGCAAAGAUGUCUUCUUCUACCAAGCAGACGAUGAGCACUACAUUCCACGAGCGGUGCUCUUCGACCUUGAACCGCGUGUAGUACACGGCAUCAUGGUAAUGUCGUUUUAUACUUAUGCAUUCCACGCGCAGACAUCGGAAUACCGAGGUCUCUACAACCCAGAGAACGUGUUUCUGUCUAAAGACGGUGGUGGAGCGGGUAACAACUGGGCUAGGGGGUACGCUUCCGCAGACCGAGUACAAGAGGAGCUGUUUGACAUAAUAGACCGCGAGGCCGAUGGAUCGGAUUCUUUGGAGGGUUUCGUGCUUUGUCAUUCGAUAUCCGGAGGUACCGGUAGUGGAAUGGGAAGCUACAUGCUGGAAAUGCUGAACGAAAGGUACCCAAAGAGGCUUAUACAAACCUACUCCGUGUUCCCGCAUCUCACCACGGAAACGAGUGACGUUGUCGUGCAGCCUUACAACAGCAUUUUGACGUUGAAACGGCUGGCUCUCAACGCGGACUCAGUUGUCGUGCUGGACAACGCAGCGCUCAAUCGCAUACUCGUGGAAAAGCUCAAGGUUACCACGCCUUCCAUACAGGAAACAAACUCGCUGGUGUCGAAUGUUAUGGCCGCAUCGACCGCCACGCUUCGGUACCCCGGCCCCAUCAACAACAGUUUGCUCGGCCUGGUGGCCUCCCUCAUCGCAGUUCCACGAUGCCAUUUCUUGGUCACGUCCUACACCCCUCUCACACUCGAGAAGCACGUUUCGACCGUACAAAAGACCACCGUUCUAGAUGUUAUACGGCGACUGUUCCAGACGCAAAAUAUCAUGGUAAACCCAGCAAUAACCCAAACAACGCAUCACCUGCAGAUGUCGGCGCCGAUGAAGGACGGACUUUACAUCUCCGCUCUAAACGUCAUUAUGGGAGAUGUGGACCCCAGCGAGAUACAGAAGAGCCUCCAGAGGGUUAGGGAACGCAAACUAGUUGAGUUCAUUAAGUGGAACCCGGCAUCAAUACAAGUGGCACUGUCCAAGCAGUCACCUUUCGUGCCACAGCAACACAAAGUGUGCGGGUUGUUAUUGGCGAACCACACAUCUAUCGCUGGACUGUUUCAACGGUGCAUACAACAGUUCGACAAGCUUUACAGCAGAAGGGCCUUUCUCGACAACUACAAGAAAGAGGCGAUGUUCAGCAGCCCAGACGGACACGGCAACUUCGAGGAAAUGGAACAUUCCAGGGAUAUCACGCAGCUGCUCAUUGACGAGUACAAACGAGCAGAACAGGACGACUAUUUUGACAUGGGAUGCCAACUGUAA